AUGAAGUACAGUCAGAACCAUCGUCACAAUGGUGAUGAUCACAAUGGUAGACCUGGGUCGGAGGAGGCGGCGGCGGAGGAUACCCUUGACCGAAAUAUCCUUGGUAACCACCGCCGGAAUGUGGCGGCGGCGGCGGCGGAUAUGGAUAUGCCGACGGUGGAGGCGGCGGAUAGGGGUAGCCAUCUGGCUGAGGUGGAGCAGACGGAUACCCCGCCGGAGGAGGGUAUACCGUUCCGUACCCUGAUCGAACAAAACAAUUACAACAAAAUACGUCAAGAAAACACGGAAUUCAGAUCAAAUUGA
Striga asiatica is the source of this 303-nucleotide messenger RNA. The record is from the annotation of a GenBank genome assembly. NCBI's taxonomy places the organism in Eukaryota, Viridiplantae, Streptophyta, Magnoliopsida, Lamiales, Orobanchaceae.